CAAUUUCUUGUCGUUUAGAUUUUAUCAAACUGAGAAGAUAUAGUAUUUGAUUUGUAUACACCAAUGGAAUGAAGAGUGCUUGUCAUCGUGUUAUUAGUGAUCGAACAAUGUUGCGAAUUCUGAUGCUGACGAUUUUCAGCUGUGCUAGUGCGAAUGCAGCUGCUACUACACGUACAAGAUCGUCAACGACGCUUAGUUGCAUUGCGGUUAGAAGUUACUUUGAAGCUGAAGGGUUUCCCGCUAGUAACAUACCUAAGGAACCUAUUUCAUCAAGAGAAUUGAAAACAUGUGGUGGUAUAAGUAGCGGUGGUCGAGUCUGCUGCACAACCGAGAUGGAAUUACGAUUACAAGCUAAAGCUCGUGAAAAACAUGAUAGAGCGACCAAAGAGAUUCUUCAGCGCCUCCAGAAUAUUUUAUACACUAGAGCCAUUAAAUUUCAUGAUUUUUUCAAUGAGUUAUUGAAGACAAGUAAAAGAAGUUUUCAUGAAAUGUUUAAGAAAACAUACGGCAUCCUAUAUGAACAGAAUGCUUAUGUAUUCAUAGAUCUUUUCCGAGAACUAGAAAAGUAUUAUACAAAAGGUUUGGUGGAUCUGGAUGAUGUGAUGGAUACUUUCUUUAAUACACUCUACCAAAAGAUGUUCACGGUAUUAAAUAGUCAAUAUAAAUUUGAUAACAAGUAUCUUGAAUGUGUUGGACACCAUAUGAAAGAAAUGAGACCCUUUGGCGAUGUACCACAAAAGCUAGGUGUUCAAAUAAAGCGCUCCUUUAUAGCAACAAGAGCUUUCAGUCAAGCCCUUCAAGUUGCUGCUGAAGUUUUAAAAAAAAUGCAGCAGCUUUCAGUUUCCAGUGAAUGUACCGCAGCAUUAACGCGAAUGACAGCUUGCCCGUCUUGCAGUGGUAUUUCUGAUAAUAUGCUUGCUUGUAAUGAUAUGUGCGAAAAUGUAAUGAAGGGUUGCUUAGCACAACACGCAGCUCUAGAUGCAGAUUGGAAUCAUUUUGUUGAUGCUGUAGAUAAAGUGGCGGAUAGAUUGCUUGGACCUUUCAAUAUUGAGAUGCUUGUACGACCUAUUAGCCUUAAGAUUUCAGAAGCAAUAAUGAAUUUCCAGGAAAAUAGUAACGAUGUAUCACAACGCGUUUUUACUGGUUGUGGUAGGCCAGUGUUGGGACGUAGACGUAAGAAUACGAAUAUGCCUGACCUCAAAGAAAUAGAUGAAACUAGAUCAUUGGACUUUGAAGAAAAUAGUGAGAUGUCCGAAGAGGAUGAAGAAAUAGAGGAACAGCACUCAACUGCGGAUAUUCUUGAUAAGCUAGUUAAGGAAAUAAAACAACGUAUUCGUGAUUCAAGACAGUUUUGGCUCUACCUACCAUACAAGCUUUGCAGUGAUGGCCUUGUUGUUCCGCCUAGCAACACCAAUGACUGUUGGAACGGCACCCAUGUUGACAAGUACAUCUACCCACUAUCAUCGAAUGGUGAAUCACAAAACUUGAAUCCGGAGGUACGCGCCACAGGACCACUGGUCGGAGUCGUUAGAGCGCAGAUCUUCGCAUUAAGUAGUAUCAGCAAUAGAUUGCGCUCUGCUUUUAAUGGACAUGAUGUUGAUUGGAUCGAUGCUGAAGAAAUUUGGUCAUCGGGUAGCGGUUCUGGAUCCGGUGGUAUAGACCCUAUCACCGAUGAUGAAGAUGGUUUUGCCGAAGAGGGUAGCGGAAACGAGGGUACACAUAAGCACACACUUGAUCUUGCUCCAAAUAUAAUUCGAUCUAAAGAGUAUAAAGAAUCGAAAUUACCAGUUUCAACGUCAACAUUUCGAAUUGAUGUGUUUGAAAAUGGAUCUAAAUAUGAGCCUGAACGCGAUUCUAUUAGUGAUCCCAGUUCCGACUUGGGAUUUAAUCUAAAUCGCGGUUCCAAAGUAAAUGGAAAUAGAACGUCUAUGGAUACAGGGAUAGCUGAUACGCCUCGACGAAUGUCUCUUACAAGAGCACUUACGACUUACUUCCUACCUAUAGUUGUCGUGUGGUUCGGAGGUUGCCUUACCGAAUGGCUAUGAUCUGUAUUUAAUAGAAGUUUUAUUUGUUUCUUGUAAAUAUUCCUCAUUGAAGAGCUUUGCAAGCAUUGUGAUGAACUGCAAUUACUUUUAUUACUUAUCGAUUGCUUUUAAAUUCAUCGUUUUUGGUACGUAUGAAUGUGUCACGUGUCUGAUAAAAUAAGUUUGAAAGUGCUUAUAAUUCUUCUAUCCUUGGUGAAUAAAUUUAAUUGUGUGCAUAUGCGUCCGUGUGUGUUUACCUUUAUGGUAAUGAUAUUGUAAUAGAGAACUGACGUACAUUUUUGUAAACAUUUAAAUAUAUCACUAUAUUAUUUUAUUGCGAUCAUUGUUUAAUGAUAAACGUGUUGGCAUCACCAUUUAGAAAUAUAAUUUUAAAUAGCUUUAUCAAGUUUUGUAAAUAUUAAA
Molecule: messenger RNA, 2447 nt
Organism: Ceratosolen solmsi marchali
Lineage: Eukaryota; Metazoa; Arthropoda; Insecta; Hymenoptera; Agaonidae
Gene: dlp
Product: glypican dally-like
Exons: 7
Coding region: 69-2045 (658 amino acids)
Biological process (GO): cell migration; regulation of signal transduction; regulation of protein localization to membrane
Cellular component (GO): extracellular region; plasma membrane; cell surface
Source: RefSeq, a predicted model, not a curated record